Molecule: messenger RNA, 1378 nt
Organism: Lactuca sativa (garden lettuce)
Lineage: Eukaryota; Viridiplantae; Streptophyta; Magnoliopsida; Asterales; Asteraceae
Source: RefSeq, a predicted model, not a curated record
CGUAUACAGUUGAGAACAUAAACGACAACUUUUCAGUUAGACGACUAUAGUCUUCUCAUCGAGGAACCCCAAUUUUCCCUCCCCUUUGCCCCCUUUUACUUGUCCCCAUCUCUUUCUCCUGAUUCCGCGCAGUGUUUCAAUGGAAGAUCAAGCCAAAAAAAUGGAGGCUUUGAAGAAGGCUUACGCGGAGAUCAUACUGAAUACAGCGAAAGAGGCAGCUGCUCGAACAAUGGCGUCGGAGUGUAAAGCACUUCGCUUUCAUCACGAUCUGCGUCACACUAAAGACGAGGCGCUUCAGAUGCUUCUUCGAUUCAAACACAUGAUCGACUCCAAGACAACUGAAGCAGAAAAGUCAUCUGUGAAUCAGAAAAAAAGAAUUGAUGAGUUGGAUGCCCAACUUAAUGAAACAGAAGAGGUGAUAGUGAAUCUUAGAGCAGAACUAAGGAAUGCACAUGAACGAUUAGAGGAAGCAAAAAACAGUCACAUGCAUCAGUCAAAUGAACCAUCUGAAAACAACCACAUGGAUAAUUCCGAAACUACCCCUCUUAAAAACAACCCAAACAUCAAUGAGAAGUUAUAUCGAAAUGGAUACACUCACAGAAUUCGAGCCAUUGAGAAUAAUGUGGUGGAUGAAAAAUGCAUUUCUGAUGAUGAUAAAUCUGCUCACGAAAUCUGCAGAAAAAGAGAUGAAAUAUUGACAGAAAAUAGUCUUCGUAGAAGCAUCCGGAAAAGGAAAGUCAGGUGUUGGGAUGAAAUUUCUUCAUUGUUCAAGUCACGUUGCAAGAAGUACUCAAACAAUGAUGAUGUCAAGUCUGAAGAACAUUGGCACAAAUCCAAAUCAUUGGCUGAAAUGAGUCACAUAUCAGCAUCUACAAUUACAAAUGCUUCUGAAGAUGAAGUUGUUGGAUCAGAUUCUAUUUUAUCUGGUUGUGGUAAUGAUAAAAACAGGCAUCUCAAGUAUACAUUCAGCAGGAAGCGAAAGAAGGAUUUAUCGUGUAAAAUUGAUAACAAAAAUGCAAAUUUAAAGGAAGAGGCAUCUAAUGAUAAUACCCACAACAUGGUUGAGGUUGAGGUUGAGGUUGCCUGUCAGUUAAUUUCCUUGUCUGGGGCACAUAGUUUGUGAAGGAGGUCAAUGCUUUAAAAUGCGGUCAAAUCCAGUUUAGAUGCCUCUUCGGGGUAAUGGGUUCCGGUCCAUUCUGUAAUUUUUUUUUUUUUAUAUAUAUAAUAUUUUAUAAGUAAUUAAUGUACUAAAUAUAAGAGUAAAUUACAACUUUGGUCCCUGUCGUAGAAUGGUUGUUUUGGAUUUGCUCCAAAAAAAUAAAUUUUUGUUGAUAUGGUUUACUCUCGUAAUCAUAUCAAGUACAUGGUUUUAGUUUAA